Helianthus annuus (common sunflower) is the source of this 885-nucleotide messenger RNA. Its product is annotated as zinc finger protein CONSTANS-LIKE 16. Gene Ontology annotation, biological process: regulation of DNA-templated transcription. The transcript is spliced from 3 exons. Gene Ontology annotation, cellular component: nucleus. The coding region runs from base 7 to 741 and encodes 244 amino acids. The record is from RefSeq and is a predicted model, not a curated record. Lineage: Eukaryota; Viridiplantae; Streptophyta; Magnoliopsida; Asterales; Asteraceae. Gene Ontology annotation, molecular function: protein binding.
ACUAACAUGGCACCACGGUUUCACACUUUCACGAAGAAAUCCCGAACCCCUCGUGACAAAAAUAGCAAAAAACAUGCCCCUAUGGUCACCUUCAAUCCACUUCACAUAGUCCCCGAGAUCGAAACCGAUGAACCGGUUAACAUAAACUGCGACGAGCAGUUUAACUAUCAAGUACCCGUGUUUGAUCCACUUUCAAGCGAAUGGUUUCAAGGAGAUUCAGAAGUAGCGGAGUUUGCCGCUGAUAUGGAAAGGUUAUUAGGAAAGAGUCAUGACAAUGAGGUGGUAGCUUGUGGAUUAAAUGAACCGGUUAAGGUUGAAGAUGAAAAUUGUGAAUUAGUUUGUGAUGGAUAUGAUCAUGUGAAUGUCUAUAGAGAUAUGUUCUAUGACAAUAUUCGCGAUAUGCGUAACAAAACUAUGAACAUGUUGAAGUUAGAUUAUAAUGGGAUCAUUGCUGGUUGGGAUGAUGAGAGAUCUCCAUGGACCACGGGUAACCCGCCGGAGUUGGACCCUAAAGAUUGCAUGGUUGGAAGUGAAGAAAUGAGGCGUUGUGAGUCUGGAGAUAUGGGAUCGACGACAACUAGGUUGGAUGCAGGGAGAGAAGCCAGAGUGUCAAGAUAUAAAAAGAAGAGACAAACAAGGUUGUUUUCGAAGAAGAUAAGGUACGAGGUAAGGAAAUUGAACGCGGAAAAGAGGCCUAGAAUUAAAGGAAGAUUUGUUAAGAGGACAAGUUUUGCAGCAUAACUUAGAAUUUCAUCAAGUAAGGUUUAUAGAAGUUCAAUAAUGAGUUUAAGAAAGUAAUGCUGCUUUUGCACUUGGUAUUUGUGUUGUAGUAUUUUCGAACACUUGAACUAUAGUUAGUUUUAAAAUCCUAAAAUUUACAUUUUA